Molecule: messenger RNA, 519 nt
Organism: Cololabis saira (Pacific saury)
Lineage: Eukaryota; Metazoa; Chordata; Actinopteri; Beloniformes; Belonidae
Product: mesoderm posterior protein 1-like
Exons: 2
Coding region: 1-519 (172 amino acids)
Biological process (GO): heart morphogenesis; regulation of transcription by RNA polymerase II; mesoderm formation
Cellular component (GO): nucleus
Molecular function (GO): DNA-binding transcription factor activity, RNA polymerase II-specific; protein dimerization activity; RNA polymerase II cis-regulatory region sequence-specific DNA binding
Source: RefSeq, a predicted model, not a curated record
AUGGAUACCUCCUCCACCCGGCUCCUCGACUACAGCCUGCAGUACCAGUGGUUCUCCGACUCGGACCUGUCCAGCAUCUCGUCCUCGGAGACUCUUUCCCCCGUGCACUCCAUGGACUCCAGCCUGUCUCCGUCCUACCUGCGGCCCCCGCAGUCCGUGGCCAAGACGAGCCUGGACUCCUCCUCGCCGUACUCCCCGCCGAGCCGUGGCCGGCGGGCGGGCCGGGCCCAGCGGAUCCGCAGCAAGCAGCGUGAGAGCGCCAGCGAGAAGGAGAAGCUGCGGAUGCGCGACCUGACCAAAGCGCUGCACCACCUGCGCUCGUACCUGCCGCCCUCGGUGGCGCCGGCCGGCCAGACCCUGACCAAGAUCGAGACGCUGCGUCUCACCAUCCGCUACAUCUCGCACCUGUCGGCCCAGCUGGGGCUCGGCCCGGAGGCCCCUGAGGCCCUGGAGGCCCCGGAGGGCCCCGAGCGCUGGGACACAGCGCUGUCGCCGCCGCCGGGCCGCAGGAGAACCUGA